This is a messenger RNA of Bactrocera tryoni, 1567 nucleotides long. RefSeq lists its product as uncharacterized. Gene Ontology annotation, biological process: apoptotic DNA fragmentation. Gene Ontology annotation, cellular component: nucleus; mitochondrial inner membrane. The record is from RefSeq and is a predicted model, not a curated record. The transcript has 2 exons. The coding region runs from base 98 to 1477 and encodes 459 amino acids. NCBI's taxonomy places the organism in Eukaryota, Metazoa, Arthropoda, Insecta, Diptera, Tephritidae. Gene Ontology annotation, molecular function: single-stranded DNA endonuclease activity; RNA endonuclease activity; metal ion binding.
GCAAUAACAUAUUAGAGAAAAAUUGGGUAGCAAGUACUCAAUUCGAAGUUGUUGUCAAAUUUAUAUAAACAAGAAAAGAAAUCAAAAGCAAAGAAAAAUGCGAGAAUCUUUCAUAUUGACGAUAUUUAUAGUUGUAGUUGUACUGAUUAUUUGGUUUUUAUAUAUCUGGCUUAAUCAGACUGCAACAAACUUUAACAAAAAUCCGACUAAUAGACAAAUUAACAGUAUCACAAAUGGACCGAUAAAUAGUUUUGAAUCAGCAAACUUUAAUUUAUCAGCUGAAACGAUAAUCAAAAGUACAAAUAAAUAUGACGAAAAGCCAUGUUCACCUUGUGGAAUCAAAGUCAAUGGCGAUAUGCACAACACUUCGCCAAUUCUUACGCCUGAAAAUCAACUUGAGCACUUGCUACCCAAUUCAAGUGGUGAAAUUGUAGUGCCCCAUGGCCAGUGCGUGAGUUUGCGCUGUGGUGAUACAUUCGCAAAACGGUUCGACGGACAAACUCUGAAGGCGCAGUGUGCUGGCGGUAAAAAUUUUCUUAUAAACAAUGAAAUCGUAAAUUUCUCAGAUAUCAAUUGCACUUCUAUGUCAACGCCAACGCCAAUGAGAACGGGACUUCCGUGCAGCGGAGGCACCCAAUGGCUCCAUUUCGGCAAUAAAUUCAAUGAGUCAUUACUACCGACAAUGCAAGUGUGUUUUGAUGAAAUUCGCCAAACCACUUCUUACGUUGAACACACCAUUACUCCUGGAAGUGUUCACUACAAACAAGACGUGCCGCGUAAAAACUUCACUUCCGGCGAUUUCUUUGGUGGUAGAAACAUUGACCCUCUUUACAGACGGCCCAAACAAAUGAAGGCACUCAGUCGUAUACUUGGAAAGGAUGCUUCGAUUUACGUGACAGCCCAAAAUUAUCUGUCCCGUGGCCACUUGGUUGCCAAAGCUGACUUGAUAUUCAGUGGCCAACAAAAGUCUACUUUUCAUUAUGUGAAUGUAGUGCCACAAUGGCAGUCCUUCAAUGCCGGUAACUGGUCGCGCAUUGAGGAUGGAGUCCGUCAGUUCGCUCAUGACAGUGAUAGUACCCUACUCUGCUGGACUGGUACCUGGGGUGUUUGCACUUUGCCAGAUGUUAACAAUGUGCAACGCGAGUUGUACCUAAUGAACGAUGAACAAAACAAUAAUGCCGUACCUGUGCCGAGACUAUUUUACCGUAUCGUUAUCGAUGCUGAGUCUCGUAAAGGUAUCACGUUGGUUGGGGUGAAUAACCCCUAUCUGACAAUUGAAGAACUGACAACUGGAGCAUAUCUGAUUGCAGAGGAUGUCUCCGACAGUAUUGAUUGGAUUGCCUGGGACAGGCAAAAUAUCGAGAAGGGUUACAGUUAUGCCUGUUCAGUACCAAACUUCGUAGCGAUAGUGAAAGAUUUGCCGCUGGUUAAGUUGGAGACGACCGGAAUUUUGGGAUUGAAGGAAUUGGCCAUCUAGGAUCAACAUCCUUUUCUAUAUUAUUAUAAUCUCAAUAAUAUAUUUUUAAAUACAAACUUUUUGAAGAAACAAUAAAUAAAUUUUGUUCUG